Jatropha curcas is the source of this 1393-nucleotide messenger RNA. The record is from RefSeq and is a predicted model, not a curated record. Lineage: Eukaryota; Viridiplantae; Streptophyta; Magnoliopsida; Malpighiales; Euphorbiaceae.
AAAAAGUUUGUGGAGACAUUACCAGGUUAUAAUGGCAGACUUCCAUUUAAGCUUGAAACAGGUUAUGUGGGUGUGGGAGAUUUGGAGGAACUGCAGCUUUUCUACUACUUUGUAGAGUCAGAGAGGAAUCCUGUAAGAGACCCACUUGUGCUUUGGCUUACAGGAGGUCCUGGUUGCUCUGCUUUCUCUGGCCUAAUUUAUGAAAUUGGUCCAUUAAACUUUGAUUAUGAAGCCUUCAAAUGGAGUUUGCCAUCACUUUUUAUAGAGAAUCAUAUUCAUGGACAAAGACUCUAUAUCGCUGGUGAUUCUUAUUCUGGCAAAAUUGUCCCAUUAGUUGUUCAAGAAAUCGUUAACGUGAAACAUAACGGUUGUCUUGCAGGAAACAGAGCCAAACACAAGCCUUACUUGAAUCUCCAGGGAUACAUGCUUGGUAAUCCAGUAACAGAUUUACAUAAUGAUGAGAAUUCAAGAGUUGAAUAUUUCUACCGAGUGGGACUCAUAUCUAAUGAGCUAUAUACGGCUGCUACAACGUACUGUGUCGGCGAAUAUAUAUCACCAAAUAUAAGCAAUGCUGAUUGUAUGGAUACCAUUCAGCAUAUUGCAGAGUGCACUUUAAAGAUAUGUGACGCACAAAUACUGGAACCUAAGUGCACUCUUGCAUCACCAAAACCAAAGGGCUUGAAAUGGGGACGCAAAUUUUUUGAUGACACUCCCAUCGACAUUGCUUUAUCAUCAGAAGAAGUCCCUGAUAAUUGGUGCCGGAAUUCAAAUUAUGUACUCUCUUACAUCUGGGCAAAUGAUGAAGGCGUACAAGAGGCACUUCAUAUCCGAAAUGGUACAAUAACAGAUUGGAAGAGGUGCAACAAAACCUUGGCUUAUGAGUAUGACUUAUUGAGUACUGUCUUUUAUCAUAAAGAACUACUUACAGCUGGCUACCGAGCUCUGGUAUAUAGCGGUGACCAUGACAUGCUAAUUCCUUACACUGGUACAGUCACAUGGAUUAACUCCCUCAACUUAACCAUGAGUGAUGGUUGGAGACCUUGGUUUGUUGAAGGUCAAAUAGCAGGAUUCACGGUCAAGUAUUCUCGCGAUGUUGGAGAUGGUUUGACAUUUGCCACUGUAAAGGGAGGAGGUCAUACAGCUCCAGAGUACAAGCCUAAGGAGUGCCUUGCAAUGGUUGAUAGGUGGUUGUCUUAUUAUGGCAUGUAACGAUCAUUGAAGGGGGCUUAUUACAGUUUGAACCUCCAAGUUUGUCAAGAUAAAUUGAUAUAAAUUCUUCAGUAAAAUUUUAAUUAUAUAUAAAUAAUGGUAGAAACUUGUAGCAAAUGGCUGAUUGUGGUGUAUUCUCAAAUUUGAGAAACAAAAUUUUAUGAGAAAAUUUCAGUUUUACAUA